AUGCAGAUGCUUCUGGAUGCAUUGAUGCACAUUGCAUACAGACGCCGAGCAUGUGAACAAGUUUCCCAAGGACAACAAAGUCCCUGCCAAGCUUUGACUGUAGCUCUCUCUCAAAUCGAUUUGCCCAGUUCAGAUGAAAAGAUCCUGUCUCAGACACCUUUUUCCAUGGGAGGUCCCCGUGCUUCGUGUUUAGGUUUCAGGGUCUUGGAAUUAGCAAGCUCCCUAGCUGCUUCAGCCAUGACAUCAAGGAUUCAAAUGGACGGGUCACGAGCAACGCAAUUAGAGCUCUUUGCCGCUUUUCUUCAGCUGAAUCUUCUUCACCUUCGAUUGCUAUAUCAGAGCAGCGAACCUGUACCAGAGUUCGAGCAAGGUCACCAGCUAUAUGAGUCAAUUCAUCAGUUACAUACCCCAUCAGCAUCAUCGGUUUUCCUAAGAGCUCCAACAACAUCCACCAAAUGUGUAAAUUGUUUCCCUAAAUCCUUAUCAUCAUCCAUAAGAUCAUAUGGCUCCAAAGAAGUGACACUUGAAUUAUCAGAGCUGACACUUGCGUCAUCAUCGCCAUCAUCUUUAUCACUCUCCGUAUCACAGUUUAACGUAGCCAAAUCAACUAUUUCAUUGGGAUCAGCCAAUACAAAAGCAGAUAUGUUCUUACUCUUGCGAUUUUCCUUUUGCUUGUUUCUGCGACUAGACUCAUUUACUUCAGUUAAGGAGGCUGAUCUUUUGUUUUCACCAUCUCCAUUUUCCAUUGUAUUUGUGAUUGAUGCCGUUUGCAAUCCAAAUUCCCAGUCAAUUGCAUUAUCAGUGAUUGAAUCAUCAAGGUACAGAGGAUUCUUCGGGUCAAUUACUUUAGAGAACAUAAAGGCGAUAGAGCUAGCCAUUUUCCGUACCAGAUCUCCUGGGUUCUCCAGUCUACCUGUUGGCAACAAAAAGUACAAGAAAUAA
Messenger RNA from Arabidopsis thaliana (thale cress), 942 nucleotides. RefSeq lists its product as uncharacterized. The coding region runs from base 1 to 942 and encodes 313 amino acids. The transcript has 5 exons. NCBI's taxonomy places the organism in Eukaryota, Viridiplantae, Streptophyta, Magnoliopsida, Brassicales, Brassicaceae. The record is from RefSeq and is marked reviewed.